Protobothrops mucrosquamatus (brown spotted pit viper) is the source of this 2373-nucleotide messenger RNA. Its product is annotated as cadherin-6. Gene Ontology annotation, molecular function: cadherin binding; calcium ion binding. Gene Ontology annotation, biological process: homophilic cell-cell adhesion; calcium-dependent cell-cell adhesion; adherens junction organization. The coding region runs from base 1 to 2373 and encodes 790 amino acids. The transcript has 11 exons. Gene Ontology annotation, cellular component: plasma membrane; catenin complex; adherens junction. NCBI's taxonomy places the organism in Eukaryota, Metazoa, Chordata, Lepidosauria, Squamata, Viperidae. The record is from RefSeq and is a predicted model, not a curated record.
AUGAGAACAUAUCAUUGCUUCUGGCUCCUCUUCUGGUUUGGUCCUCUUCACCAAAGUUAUUCUACACCGUUAUCCAAAAAAGCUACUGGUUUUCCAGAAAACCUAAAGGUUUUGGAUUUAUCUAGAAACAGCAGAAAGGAACUUAGUCGUUCCAAAAGAAGUUGGAUGUGGAAUCAGUUCUUCCUUCUAGAGGAAUACACAGGCUCUGAUUAUCAGUACGUUGGCAAGCUUCACUCUGACCAGGAUAAAGGAGAUGGUUCACUCAAGUACAUCCUUUCCGGAGAUGGCGCAGGGGACCUCUUCAUCAUCAAUGAAAACACUGGCGAUAUUCAGGCCACAAGAAGACUUGAUAGAGAAGAGAAACCUGUUUACAUUCUUCGUGCUCAGGCUAUCAACAAAAAGACUGGGAGGCCCGUGGAACCAGAAUCAGAGUUUAUCAUUAAGAUCCACGAUAUCAAUGAUAAUGAGCCCCUGUUUACAAAGGACAUUUACAAUGCCAGCGUCCCAGAAAUGUCUGAUGUAGGGACAUUUGUCAUGCAAGUCACUGCAACGGAUGCCGAUGACCCCACGUAUGGGAACAGCGCUCGAGUUGUCUACAGUAUUCUCCAGGGGCAGCCAUAUUUUUCUGUUGAGUCUGAGACAGGUAUCAUCAAGACAGCUUUGCUGAACAUGGAUCGAGAAAACCGAGAGCAAUAUCAAGUAGUCAUCCAAGCCAAGGAUAUGGGAGGUCAGAUGGGCGGAUUAUCAGGAACCGCCACGGUGAACAUCACAUUGACUGAUGUCAAUGACAAUCCACCCCGCUUCCCCCAGAGUGCCUAUCAAUUCAAAAUACCAGAAUCUGCACCCCUUAAUUCACCGAUUGGACGAAUAAAGGCUAAUGAUGCUGAUGUGGGUCCAAAUGCUGAGAUGGAAUAUAACAUUCUUGAUGGAGAUGGCUCAGAAAUGUUCGGGAUGACUACAGACAAGGAAACGCAAGAAGGCAUUGUAAUUGUAAAAAAGGCUUUGGAUUUUGAAAAGCGGAGACAGUUUACUCUGAAAGUGGAAGCUAGCAAUCCUCAUGUGGAUCCCAAAUUCCUCUAUCUGGGACCCUUCAAGGACAUUACUACUGUCAGAAUUCAACUAGAGGAUGUAGAUGAACCUCCAGUCUUCAGCAGACCAGCUUAUAUAUUAGAAGCAAAGGAAGAUGUCCUGAUAAACACCGUCAUAGGUGCUGUAACGGCACGGGAUCCUGACAGUGCAAAGAACCCCAUCAAAUAUUCUGUGGAUCGGCAUACUGAUAUGGACAGAAUAUUCAACAUUGAUUCUGGAAAUGGAUCAAUAUUUACUUCCAAACCUCUCGACCGAGAAAUGUUAUUGUGGCAUAACAUUACAGUAAUAGCUGCUGAAAUCAACAACCCAAAAGAAAGUAGCCAAGUCCCAGUAUUUAUUAAAGUUCUGGAUGUGAAUGACAACGCCCCAGAGUUUGUCAUGUUUUAUGAGACCUUCGUCUGUGAAAAUGCAAAGGCUGAGCAGCUCAUCCAGACCCUAAGUGCAGUUGAUAAAGAUGAUGCUUUUGGUGGGCACAAAUUCUCAUUCGCUUUGGCCCCAGAAGUAGCCAGUAGCUCCAAUUUCACCCUUCGGGACAACAAAGAUAAUACAGCUGGAGUCUUCACAAAGAAAAUGAGAUAUAGCCGUCAUGAAAUGAAUAUAUAUCUCCUACCAGUGAUAAUCUCGGACAAUGAGUAUCCGGUUCAGAGUAGUACGGAGACGGUGACAAUUCGAGUGUGUGCCUGUGACCAAAGAGGCAAAAUGCUCUCCUGUAAUGCUGAAGCCCUGAUCCACCCAACUGGCCUUAGCACAGGCGCAUUGAUCGCAAUCCUUCUUUGUAUAAUUAUAUUGUUAGUUACCGUGGUGCUGUUUGCCGCUCUGAGACGGCAAAGGAAGAAAGAGCCUUUGAUCAUCUCUAAAGAGGACAUCCGAGAUAACAUUGUCAGUUACAAUGAUGAAGGUGGUGGAGAGGAAGAUACUCAAGCCUUUGAUAUUGGCACGCUGCGGAAUCCUGAAGCCAUAGAGGACAAUAAAUUGCGCCGAGACAUUGUGCCCGAAACGCUGUUCAUGCCACGCCGGACUCCAGUGGUACGAGACAACACUGAUGUCAGAGAUUUUAUUAGCCAAAGGUUAAAGGAGAAUGAUACAGACCCCACUGCACCCCCUUAUGACUCAUUAGCUACAUAUGCAUAUGAAGGCAGUGGAUCGGUGGCUGACUCUCUUAGCUCUUUAGAGUCGGUGACUACAGAUGGAGACCAGGACUAUGAUUACCUCAGUGACUGGGGACCUCGUUUUAGGAAGUUGGCCGAUAUGUAUGGUGGUGAAGACAGUGAUAAAGACUCCUAA